AAGAAAGAUAAUUAAAGCAACGGUCUUGAAGUCACAUGUCUUCUUGCAACAGGAACCCACACACAAUGCAAGUGUUGAGCAUAAAAUUUCAUUAAAGUUUUUGCAUUUAAAGUUUACAAGUGGCUGAUAUCAAACGUAGUUUAGGAAAAAUUAUAUUUAAUUUGAAAAAAACAUUAGAUUUCUAAUAUACAUGGGAAAAUUGCUACGAUCACUGCUAUAUCACACAAAUAACAUGGAAAACUCUUCACCACCUACAACCUCUACAACUUUGGACUCAUCACUUUUUAAUUUUAUGGAAAAUUUUGAAGAAGAUUCUACAGAUGUGCCAUCAGUUUGUAGAUUACACAUACCCACCUGGCUUAAUCUAUGGUGUGUUUUUAUCAGUAUCUGUGUGUUAAUGCUGCUGGUAGUGUUGGGUGUUCUAGUCCGUUAUAUACAAUUACAAAAGCAGCGUAUUAUCAGAUCGGAGAUAGUGCAUGUAUCUCCUGAUUUCUAUCGUGAACAUUUCUUAGAUCGUAGUCAAAUAAUGGUUUAUUAAAUUUAAAAAAUAUUAAUACAAUAUUUUAUUUUUUCAAUUGUACAAAUUAUAAAUAUAUACAUAAUUACAAAUAAAGAUUAAUUAAAAUUAUGGUAAAAAUA
Molecule: messenger RNA, 639 nt
Organism: Lucilia cuprina (Australian sheep blowfly)
Lineage: Eukaryota; Metazoa; Arthropoda; Insecta; Diptera; Calliphoridae
Exons: 2
Coding region: 191-538 (115 amino acids)
Source: RefSeq, a predicted model, not a curated record